GAACACAAUGUUGUUCCUCUUUUAUGUAUGUUUAGGGAUUCUUUGUUGCACAAAGAAUGUUUUGUCAUCACUAACAUUUUUGAAACCAACUCAUUUAGAGAGUAAAAUCGUUGGAGGUGAAGAAGUAUCAGCUAAUUCCAUUCCCUAUAUGGCUGGAUUAUUUAUUACAAAACCAAGCGGCUUAUAUCUUUGCGGAGGUGUUCUUAUUUCAACCAAAUAUGUUUUAACCAGCGCAAAUUGUUUAGAAUCUUCUACAAGCGUUGAAGUAAGAUUAGGAGCUCAUAAAGUAAAUCAAGAAGAAUCGACUCAAGUAAGAUUAACAUCGACUCAAUUUAACAUUCAUGGUGAUUGGAAUAGUACAAGUUUAACGAACGAUAUUGCUACGAUUCUUCUUCCAUCAGCAAUAACACCAAAUAAUUAUAUCAAGCCGGUUAGUUUACCGGGAAGAGCUGAUAAAGACACAACGUUUUCAGGCGAAUGGGCUGUUGUAAGUGGUUGGGGUCGCGAUUCUGACGCUGCAAAUUCAAUGAGUCAAGUUUUACGUUCAGUUGACGUUGAAAUUAUGUCCAAUGCAAAUUGUAUUUUUUAUUACGGAACUUAUGUAACUCCCGGGCAUAUUUGUACGAGUGGAGUUGAUGGGGUUGGGUCAUGUAGAGGGGAUUCAGGUGGACCAUUAAUAUUUGAUGACCAAUUGAUCGGAAUUGUGUCAUUCGCAAGUUCUGCGGGAUGUGAAGUGGGAUGGCCAACAGCAUACACAAGAGUUACAUCAUAUUUUGAAUGGAUUGAAAAUCAUUCCGAUGUGGUUAUUAAUAAAUAA
Molecule: messenger RNA, 817 nt
Organism: Onthophagus taurus
Lineage: Eukaryota; Metazoa; Arthropoda; Insecta; Coleoptera; Scarabaeidae
Product: brachyurin-like
Biological process (GO): proteolysis
Molecular function (GO): serine-type endopeptidase activity
Source: RefSeq, a predicted model, not a curated record